Molecule: messenger RNA, 1447 nt
Organism: Phlebotomus papatasi
Lineage: Eukaryota; Metazoa; Arthropoda; Insecta; Diptera; Psychodidae
Product: protein obstructor-E-like
Exons: 3
Coding region: 541-1266 (241 amino acids)
Cellular component (GO): extracellular region
Molecular function (GO): chitin binding
Source: RefSeq, a predicted model, not a curated record
UUUUCCUUCAAACAUCUCUUGUGCUUGCAGCUUUGAGACCAUACUCUUGGGGACUAGAUGCGAGGAGAAUUUGUAUCGCGCUGUUGAUGUCUUUCACUUUGGGCAAAAUUGUAUGUGGCUAUUGUUUUGUGAUGUUCUCGUGGAUGAGGAGUGGAGCGGGGGCAUCUUGAACACCACGAACUAUGAAGUUGGAGGAGAAGAAGCACAAGAAGAAGAACGUAAAGGAGAAACUGAAUACUGGGGGAGCUAGAGGCACCAAUGUGGGGAUUUAUGGAAACCCGUUUGUCUUUCACUCACCAGCCGGCAGUUUAAGUCCAUCUGUCUCCUUGAACGCAGCGAAUUUAUCUUGCUCCAAAGAUAACUUCUCCAUCACACAUUACCGUGAACCUUCCCCACCUGAUCAAGUAACUGUGUGAGGGACUACUAUACAGAAUCCCAAUAGUGAUACGAAAAAAAUUAUCCUGUGAAAUAUUUUAUUGGUGUUUGGACCACAUAGAAGUAUCAUCCCAGAAGGAUUUUCAGUCAAGACAAAGGGAUAGAAUGAUUGGAGCGAUGAAAGGAGUUUUCGCUGUGCUAUUCUUAGUCAUUGGCUGCAAUGCCCAAAGUCAGCGACCUGCCCAAGAUGAUCCGUGCAAAAUUAAAUCCAAAGUUGUUGGCGAUGUUCGGUACUGCGAUCGCUACUGGGAAUGUGUAAAUGAUCAGCCAGAGCUGUAUGACUGUCCCAAUGGUCUGGUCUUUGCUGGGAAACACCGUGGUGUGACUGAGGGAUGUGACUAUCCGUGGAGAUCAAAUUACUGCGAAGGCAAGGAACUGGCUAAUGGACCAAUUUCCACUGAAAACUGCGACUGGUUGUACGGAAUCUUUGGACAUGAAACCAGUUGCACUCGCUACUGGACAUGCUGGAAUGGAACAGCCACGGAACAGCUCUGCAUUGGUGGUCUGCUGUACAAUGAGAAUGCACACAGUUGUGACUGGCCAGAAAAUGUGGAAGGAUGCCAGAAGCACCCGCUCUGUAACGAUGAUCCAAACGGAAAUGUUCCUUUGGGCAAAUCCUGCAAUCGCUAUUGGCAAUGCCAAGGUGGCUAUCCGCGUCUUCAGAGGUGUCCAGCUAUGUUGGUGUUCGAUAGGAAUUCCCUGAGAUGUGUAGUACCACCAACGGAGGAUUGCGAUAUUCCAACGACACCUCCACCACAAGAAGGAGAUCUUCAGAAUGAGAAUGAACAGCACCAGCAUCCAGGAAAAAAUCCUCCGGGUCGUAGAAAUUAAUCAGAGGAUGAAGAAGAGAACAGGAGAAGCAACUAAAUAAGAAGUUUUGUUAAAUUAUGUAUCCUUCACUAUUUUUUUUCACUUCUAUUCAUCACCGGACGGAUACGACAAAAGAAAAAUCGACAAAAGUGAGUAAAAUGUACAAGAAAUUUCUUAAUAAGAGAAGAUACGAAAAAAAAAA